AUGUUCAAUGAGCUAAAUCCGGGUAUUGUGAGAACCGAAAUCGAAGCACCUCACUUUGAGCUCAAGCUCGUCAUGUUUCAAAUGCUCCAAAUGGUUGGUCAAUUUGGUGGGUCGCCAACGGAAGAUCCUCACCUCCAUUUUCGCUCAUUUUUGGAGGUGAGUGACUCUUUCAAGCUACAAGGAGUAAGUGAAGAGGCUUUAAGAUUGAAUUUGUUCCCAUUUUCCUUGAGGGAUCGGGCUAGAGCAUGGCUUAGCACUCUUCCUCCCAAUUCGGUGACUAAUUGGAAUGACUUGGGUGAAAAAUUCUUGAGAAAGUACUUUCCUCCAACAAGAAAUGUAAAGUUUCGAAGCGAGAUCAUGUCCUUUCAACAAUUGGAAGAUGAGACUACUAGUGAUGCAUGGGAAAGAUUCAAGGAGUUGUUGAGGAAGUGCCCACACCAUGGUAUUCCUCAUUGUAUCCAACUUGAGACAUUUUACAAUUGUCUCAAUGCGGCAUCUAGGAUGGUGUUGGACGCUUCGGCUAAUGGAGCCAUUCUUUCCAAGUCUUACAAUGAAGCUUUUGAGAUUUUGGAAAGGAUAGCUAGCAACAACUAUCAAUGGUCAACUAAUAGAGCUCCUACAAGUCGAAAAGUAGCGGGUGUUCUUGAAGUAGAUGCUUUGACCUCUCUCACCGCUCAAAUGGCCUCAAUGAUCAACAUUUUGAAGAAUAUGAAUAUGGGAGGAAGUGUACAACCAGUCGCUGCCAUUCAAAGGGCAGAAAUCUCUUGUGUGUAUUGUGGUGAUGGGCAUACUUUUAAAAAUUGCCCUUCAAAUCCAGCUUCAGUUUGCUAUGUGGGCGCAAGUUCAAGUGGAGCACAAGCACAAGGAAAGCAAUCAUUUCCACCGGGUUUUUCUCAACAACCUCAUCAACCUCAAGGCUCUCAAACUAGUUCUUUGGAGAGCUUAAUGAGAGAUUAUAUGGCCAAUAAUGACGCUGUAAUUCAAAGCCUGGCAGCUUCUCUUCGGAAUCUUGAAGUUCAAUUGGGGCAAUUGGCCAAUGAUUUGAAGAAUAGACAACAAGGCACUUUGCCUAGUGACACCAAAAACCCAAGAAGAGAUGGCAAAGAGCAUUGCAAAGCGGUAACCUUGAGAAGUGGAAAAAUUCUUGAGUCAAAUGUGGCUACAACAGGCAGUAAGGAGCCCUCUUCAAUGCAAAAAGAGGGGGAAAUGAACAAAAACCAACAAUUUCAGCUGUUGAAAUUCCCCCAGUAG
Cannabis sativa is the source of this 1251-nucleotide messenger RNA. RefSeq lists its product as uncharacterized. The transcript has 2 exons. The coding region runs from base 1 to 1251 and encodes 416 amino acids. Lineage: Eukaryota; Viridiplantae; Streptophyta; Magnoliopsida; Rosales; Cannabaceae. The record is from RefSeq and is a predicted model, not a curated record.